Coregonus sp. 'balchen' is the source of this 17206-nucleotide messenger RNA. The record is from the annotation of a GenBank genome assembly. Lineage: Eukaryota; Metazoa; Chordata; Actinopteri; Salmoniformes; Salmonidae.
AUGGCGGGUCAGCAAGAAGUCUGUCCCACCCUCCGGGUGCUGUAGGGGGGAGGGGUUGAGAGACAGAGACGGUAGAGCCAAGCCAAGUCCCAGAGCAGACGGUGGAGAUUCAGCCCAGCCAAAGAGAGACACAAUGGGAUAACCUUUUUGCAAUAAAAGCACUGAUAAAGCCUGUGUGACGAAGCACUGGUCUAAGUGUCUGAAAUCACUGCGUGAGUGUAUGAGCUCUUUGAGUGAGUGGGACAGUAUGAGAGGGGGACACAGCUUGAGUAACUAGGGCAGGAUCAUGUGCGUUCAGAGAGGGAACCUGAUCCCCUCUCUCCCAAAUUUAGCUGCCACUGACUGUCCAGCCUUGGGUAUCUGCCUCCCCACCCCCAUCCCACCAGGGUCUGCUUGAGAGACGAACAAGUGACCCGAAAACCUAUAAUUACACUUACCUGAGCCCCUGACCCAGUGACAUUUCUGUUGAACGGUUUUCAACUAUGUUUAAAUGUGAUUUGGUGCACUGUUCAGUGGUGGAGAGAAGUGGUUGGAGGACUGAGGAUUCCCAUGACAAAGACUGACAGAGAUAUGUCUUUAGGCGACGUGUAUGGCACGUUUAUGGCACACUGUCACAAGGGAACAUUUGUGUUAAUGCACAGUUAACAACAAUGAAGAAUAACAAUGGUCCAAGUAUUGAAUCUAACGGCACACCCGUUAAUUAUAUUUCCAGGUUAUUGAACUUAAUGCCCUCCUUUUGUAACACUGAUUUCUAUUAUUACCUAGAAAACCAUUUCCAAAGCCUUUGGGCAAACCCAAGUAUGUUCAGUUUCUCUAAGAGAAUGAGAUACCAACUAGACCAAAGGCCUUGGAAAAAUCAAUGAAUAUGAACCCUGUGACAGCCGUGGCAGGCCAUUCCCUGGUGCGUGGUUGUCUAAUACCGAAAGGAAUUCAGAUCAUAAAAGAAUCCCAUGCUUCUUGCAAAAUGAGUAUUAACGGCAUUCCAUCCCAGUUUAUUUGCUACUGUAUGUCCAGGGGCCAGUUUUUUGUCAUGUUUAAUCCAGAUCAAAAUGAUAAUGUGUUGAGUGAAGUCCUGUUCAUCAAUUGGAAACUUUAUGACUGUCUUUCUUCUGGACAUUUUGUUUGUGCCAUUUGGAUUGAACUGGAGGCCAAUAGGCCUCCUGUAGACAGGCCCAGACAUCAGAGUCUAGACACAGCCCUCAAACUACCCAGAGACAACCCAAAAAGAGCCAGACACCACAUCCAUAUCAGUCAGAUAGUCUCAGAUGACUACAAUAUGACAAAUGGCCCAGACAGCGCAUCAGUAGGCCCAAACAAGAUGUCCCAAACAAGAUGUAAACAUACCAGAUGUACAUCGUGGUCCUCUGUAGCUCAGCUGGUAGAGCACGGCGCUUGUAACGCCAGGGUAGUGGGUUCGAUCCCCGCGACCACCCAUACAUAAAAAUGUAUGCACAGAUGACUGUAAGUCGCUUUGGAUAAAAGCGUCUGCUAAAUGGCAUAUUAUUAUUAUCAUGAAAUGUCCUUAGAACCUCACAGGCCAUGGUCUGUUUCACACAUAUAUUCUGGCACACAGCUGCACUGUUCAUGUGGGAAUUAUUUUGAGAAAACAAAUCAUGUUGUCUAAUGAAUUUUAAGACUUGCACUAUUUGACACCUCAGCUCAUGGAUGGACCUAUGAACGUCACGGUGUAUUCCGGCCAUUUGAGUGUUAGUCUCUCCUGAGACACCUGUAUGAACUCCCCACAGUGGUUUUAUGCAUGUAACUGGUUACUGUUUUUUUUAAUACCUUUUAUAGAAGACAUCAAAGUGUGUGUUAUACUGAAAAGCUACACUGGAUGGAUGAUCGGAAAAUAAGGAGACCCCUUGCGUUUAAUCAUAUUAUGUUACAUUUAACUGUGAAAGUGAAACUGUUAAGUGAGUUUCUGAUACAGGUGCUGUCAGACUCAUGAGGUGCAAUCAACAGUCAGGUUUUGUCAUGAGACAGUUUGGAUUGAACUAUACACUGAGUGUACAAAAAAACAUUAGGAACACCUUCCUAAUAUUGAGUUGCACCCCCUUUUGCCCUUAGAACAGCCUCAAUUCAUUGGGGCAUGGACUCUACAAGGUGUCGAAAGCGUUCCACAGGGAUGCUGGCCCAUGUUGGCUCCAAUGCUUCCCACAGUUGUGUCAAGUUGGCUAGAUGUCCUUUGGGUGGUGGACCAUUCUUGAUACACUUGGGAAACUGUUAAGCAUGAAAAAACCCAGCAGCGUUGCAGUUCUUGACACUCAAACCGGUGCGCCUGGCACCUACUACCAUAACUCGUACAAAGGCACUUAAAUAAUAAAUAUUUUCUUGCCCAUUCACCCUCUGAAUGGCACACAUACAAAAUCCAUGUCUCAAUUGUCUCAAGGCAUAAAAAUACUUCUUUAACCUAUCUCCUCCCCUUCAUCUACACCGAUUGGCGUGGAUUUAACAAGUGACAUCAAUAAGGGAUCACCUGGUCAGUCUAUGUCAUGGAAAGAGCAGGUUUUCCUAAUAUUACGUACAUUGUGUACAUCCUCUUCUACUCUAGCAAAUUCACGCACGCACGUCUCUUGAAUAGGCCAGGAAGGAUUUUGUUUUUGAAUGACCAUUUCUUUUGUGUUGACUUAUCAAACAGAAGUCAAAACCAAACCAAACUAUAUAAGAACAUUGUUGUAAUAGAACCCACUGUAUGAAACAUUUUGGUAACAGUAUAUUUUUAUUAGGAACAUUGAGAUAAUGUAUUUCAUGGCCAAUUUUUUAAAAUCUGAAUUGAAGUAAUUAGUUAUUUCAAUAAUGAGGAAUAUACAUUAUCAUCUUUUUGUGUAAAGAACUUGGUUGCAGUGCACUAUUGUGUUCUCACCACAAGUGGUUGCGAAAAUCUAACUGGGGGCACAGUAAUAAAAACAAUACUAGAACAUUUUCAUUUUAAUUCAAUGUUCUCAAAAACUGGCCCACGGUUAGAAUCCAUUUCAAGAACACUACGUUCCAAUUCCCUUAAAUGACUCAUAAUACCAUUACUCGUAGAUGCAAUUAUACAAUUAAGCAUCCCAACCACCUUUUUGUGUUAAUUGUACAUUUUAAUUUCCCACUUUACAAGAACUCUUUCUAGUUUGUUGCAGCAAACCGCUAUUGCCAAUUUCCACAUCUGUGACAUCAAACCGCAGCUUUCAGAACAUCGCCAAUUGACAUUGUUCAAAGGUAGACAUGCUCCUUUCCAUGAAGACAGUGAUAAUGCAGUCUGUCUAAUGUAAAUCUUGUGGUUUUAUCACCACUAGAAAGGUUGAAUUUCUCUGUGGGCACAUGCAUACUUCUUGUAUCUCAUCUCUGGCCUAGUGGCCUUCAGGGGCUUUCAGUAGACUUGUAUGACUUCGUAGGUUAAUCAUUCCCAUGUCCCUGCUUGCUUUGUCAUACUCCUUCCAUAACUUCAGUAAUGUGCAUCGCCCUUUGAGUGGUUGUGUGACCCUUAGAUUGUUUACCCCAAAGGGCAGAUAGAAAUGUGUGUGCCAGAGGUAAAGCACAGAUAAUCCUUCACCAGCUGGGCACACCCUCCUGCAGAUAUUAACCCGUCAGUUGAGACUACAGACAUAUACACUUCACUGCAGGUAGCCAAGUGGUUAAGAGCAUUGGGCCAAUAACCGAAAGGUUGCUGGUUCAAAUCCCCAUGCCGGAAAGGUAGAAAAAUCUGCCAUUCUGCCCUUGAGCAAGGCAGUUAACCCCCAAUAACUGUUCCCCAUGCGCCGAUGUCAUGGACUUCAAUUAAGGCAGCCCCCCUGCACAUUUAGUGCAAUUGACUAGGUAUCCCCUUUCACUUCCCAUUAGAAAUGUACUGUGCUAGUACAUUAUAUCACCAGCUGUGCUAAUGAUGUGUUGUUCACUGACAGUGUAGAAGUAAUCUUGGUUAACCCAGAUCUAAAGUCUCACGUAAUUGGUCAGCUGAUUGAUUAAGUUCUGGGUCCAUACACGUUAAAAGAAGGGAUUAAUGAAAUGCUAUAACGAGGAGCGGAACUGGAAGGAGGUGCUCCACCCCCUCUCUUUGCAAGUAACGGGCCGAAUGUCCCAUCUCCUUCUGAAAUUCGAAAGAUUAUAACGCCUGCGAAAACAUGAUUUGUCCAAAUAACCAGUGACGAAAAACCCAAACAUAAAACAUUUAUACAAAACUACUGCUGCUCAUAUCCUACGCAUCCCAUUCAGUCCCGACAGAUUCUCUCAGUUUACAUGCAUAGUCUUUCCACAUGAGAUUAAGGUAGAACCUCUGUUUAGGAACAUGAAUGGACACACAUUUCACCAUUCAUUCACUCACAGAAGUCAGACACUUGUUAGAAAAAGAAAACAUAUUUAAUGUUACAAGUAUAAAAAGAACAGAAAAUCAGACCAUUUAUAUACCUGAAGUCCUACAUAUUUACAAUCAACAUGAUUUGUCACACACAUCAUAGAAAAUCCUCCUAGAACUGGGUGUGCCGACACCUGCUGGUUUUAAAUGGGAUCUCACUUCGCCUGUGCCAUCCAUCAGUUACCCACUCAGAGCUUUUCUCUCUCAAUCAAUCGUCAAUGGUGGGCAGCCAGAAUGCCUGUAGAGGACAAAACAGACUUACUGAGCAUUCGUGUACUGUAUGUGAGAUUGGUGUGCAUGUGUGUGUUCAACCCAAGUAAUCUUACCAUGUUUGAACAAGCACUUGCAAAAGUCAUGAAUUUGGGGUUGAACUGAAGGCAGGUGACAGGGCCCGUGUGCUUCCCAUCCAGAACCUGCCACCUUCAUCCCACUCUCUGCAUUCCACACAUGGACCUUCCCAUCCUCAGAGCCUGAGAGACAACCACCCGUCAGACCAUGGAAAAACGAGAGGGAGCUGAACUAGACUGUUUUUUGGGAAAUGUUUCUAGGUUAGGUUUAAUUUGCAUAUUCAAGUAAUUACUACCAAACAAUUAUGUGGUAGAAAGGGAAGACAAUUGGAACUGUACAGUCUUCCUUUACAAAACGUAGAGCCUGUUACCUCACCUACCCAGUCUGUGUGGACUUACCGAUCAUAAUGAACUGAGAAUCAGGAGUGAAGGAGGCCUCCAGCGUCACAGCUUUGCUGUUGUUGUAGCCCUGCAGGACAGAGGAGAGCGUCUAUAAAUAUAGGUCUAUCAUCUCUCUUGUACUGCAUGACAAUAUCCAUUUACUAAUAAACAUUUACUUCUCGUACAACUUGCGGUUGGUCUGAAAUCUAUAUCAAGAGUAUCCAACAGUGUCUGUCAUGGUUUUAAGUGUCUAUAAAUGCGUAUGAUCUCGCACCCCAAAGGAAUGCAUCACAGCGCCCUUGAAGGCGUCGAGGAGGCGGAGAGCACCCCCAUUGGUUGAGACAAGGAUGAGCUUCCCAUCGUUGCUGAACUUCAGUCCUGUCCACUCACACGUACGGUCGUACUGUAGCUUGAAGGUAGCAAAAGGACCCUAUUGAGAAGGCAACAAAAAAAGUUACUCUCUGUAGACAACCACCUACCACUGGCCCCCAUCCAAAGCUCUAAAUACAAAUGACCAACACAAAUACACAGAACUACAAAACAGAGAAUACACCACCAUCUGUACCACAUCAUACAUCCUUUCCUAAAAACGCCAAAUAGUCAUAGCCCUGAAAUGACUUACCUUGUCAAAGGACCGCAGGUCGUACAGUUUGACCAUCUCCGAGUUCACGCCAGCAGCAAAGAUCAGACCCUCAGGAUCAAAUGAGCAAACUGGCUUCCCCUGUAGAUGCAUCAGGCCCUGGUAGUGUGAUGGAGAGAAAGAGACUGAGAGGAAAGGCACAUUUUAUCCAGCGCAAUUAGAGUCUAUCUAGAGUAAAUUGAUCUGCAAUGUCAAGGAGAAUUAGAGAAGAGAACCAACCUGGCAGUUCGGAGACCGCAGAUCCCAUAGCCGGAUUGUCUUGUCCAAAGAUCCUGAGAUAAACGUGUCGUCCACAGGGGACAUGGAGAGAGACGUCACUCUGAAACAACAUUCAACUUAAAGGUAUAGAAACAUCUACCAUGAUGAUAGAAACAUCUGAUAUUUAUUUAUAAAAAAUUAAAUGAUACAAACAAUAGUUAAGUAAUAGUACAGUAAUGUAGCCUAAACUAUCCCAUUGGGUCUCUCUGCUUCAGUCCUCACCUUUUGUUGUGUCCAGGAAAGUACCGGAUGUACUUGUUGUCAUGGAGGGAGAGGUACCGAAUAGUGUCUACAAUGAUCAUAAAGGCAUGGGGUUAUGGGCAGAAGACAAGACAGCAUGGCAUUUCAAUUCAUCACCACACCACUAAAGAGCAAGUAGAGCUACCGAUCCAGGAGGCGAUGGACACUGGGCAGGUCGGGUUGGAUGAGUGGGCUCCACCCUAGGCAAGGCAGUGGCUUGUACAGUUAGCUCCUGUAUUGGGCAGAAUCACAGACCCUCAAACUGUACAAACAACUACCUCAGACCAGAGUGAGCAUGGUCGACCGCCUCAGGCUGAGGUCAACACGGUCAGGCUGUCGGGAAAUCCAUGAGAACAAUCUUCUGCAUGAAUACAAUAAGUAACUCCUAAAAGAUGCAAGGCAAGAAUUACAUGGACAACUGCUUAUUUAAAGAGCCUGAUUACAAAUCUCCUCUUCGCACUAACAUACCAUCAAUUUUGUUGGAGCUGUAGACCACAGUGUUGGCUGCAUGUGUGUACCUGAUCAGAUCCACUCCAUACUUCUUACUGUAGAGGGUCCGCUUAGGUCUGGACCAGCACAAGAUGGAGAGAAAGAAAAUAACCACAGAUUGCUGGCACAGAAACUUCUAGCCAAGCCAAUGUACAUAUUCAAAUACCCAUAACAUAAAGGGAUGAAAAAGGGAAGGGAACGGGGAUACCUAGUCAGUUGCACAAUUGAACGCAUUCAACCGAAAUGUGUCUUCCGCAUUUAACCUACCCCCUCUAAAUCUUACAUAAUCAUGAUAAACGGGGUUACAACUGCUACAAAUAUCUAGACUAACACAUACAUGCUUUUUAGUUUUGGUUUACGUCGACUACGAACAAAAUAAUACACCUAACACGCUUGAGUGAAAAUUAGAUUAAAUACAAGUGACAGUUUUGUUACCGAUCUACCAAGCCAGACAUCCUCUCAAACUCUGCUAGUGUCUGAACUCGAGCCCGAGGAUUGUGCAUUACGCAGCAGGCCUCACUAUACCUAGCGGAACAGAUGCUAACUACAGCACAGGGGUCGGCCUACCGUAAUAACAUGCAGUGCGGCACAAACAGUCGAUUUAAAUAAAUUUAAUGUAUGUCUUACUUUCCCUCCUGACAGUCGUAUAAAACUAGGGAGUCAUCGUCGCUGCUAGAAAUGAUGGUUUCGCCGUUUGAGCUGAAAUCAAAACAGUUGAUUUUGUCAGAAUUUUCCCGGAAAACCUUUGCAACCCUGAAGCUCCGCAGCACAUUGUCCGUCAGCUUCAUGAUGGCCUCAUUGAUUGAGGGGGCGCAGACCCUCGUUUUCUACUGAAUGUAAUAUUUGAGAAUCUAUUUCAGUGCUUUUUAAAAUACGAUCGUUCCUAUUAUGUAAAUAGAAUUUUGCGUUUCAAAAAUUGUAAAGAAAGCCCGCCUGGGAUACUCGUUAUCCGAGUCAUGGAAAAGCACCGCCCUCGAAACGUCGGCUACGCGCAAAUUCCACAAACACGCGCAUCAAUAACUCUCGCGAUACAUAUAACAACAACUAUCGCGGUAGUCAGUUCAUGUUUUGCGCACAACCAAUCGCUCAUCUGGACAAGAAAACUACACAGAAUAAACCAAGAAGACACAAUUGUAACUUAUUUUUAUACAAACAAAAAGCGAGCAGAGAAAUCUUUUUAAAUUCACAUAUUGACAAUAAUUGUAACUAACUUAUUUACAUUUUUACAUUUUAAUCAUUUAGCAGACGCUUUUAUCCAGAGCGACUUACAGUUAGUGAGUGCAUACAUUUUUCAUACUGGCCCCCCGUGGGAAUCGAACCCACAACCCUGGCGUUGCAAGCGACAUGCUCUACCAACUGAGCUACACGGGACUUAUCCGACAUACAAUAACCCGUGCGCUGCCUGUCAAAUCAAUAAUGUGGUCCUCUGUAGCUCAGCUGGUAGAGCACGGCGCUUGUAACGCCAAGGUAGUGGGUUCGAUCCCCGGGACCACCCAUACACAAAAAUGUAUGCACGCAUGACUGUAAGUUGCUUUGGAUAAAAGCGUCUGCUAAAUGGCUUAUUAUUAUAAAUAAAGUAACAAUGCAGGUGAGUUUGCAGUCGUUGCUUUCGAAAAAUUCCAGACCCUUCUUUUUCGCAGCUUUUGAAACCUUCUCUCGCUAAUACUGAGUAGGGCUCUGUAAAUCGACCUCUACCCCAGGGCAAAAUCCACCUAUCCAAUCAGAGGGCAGGGUGGAGUGAUUACCAUAAUAUCUAUCCAAUCAUUUUCAGAUCUACUUGAAACGUGUAGGGCCAUCAGGGGACAGGGGUUAAUAGGCAACCUUGUUACAUAGAAAAAUUAGGUUUUUUUUUGUGGUACUAGUGGUCAAACACUCAGAAAGAGAGACCUAUACUUUCCACCACAUAACAUCACCAGCUUACAGGUAACAGCCUACACCAGGACGGGAUGAGAGUAUGGAUAAUGAGUGUGCUGGCCCCAUCUCAAUAGUGCACUAUAUGAGAUGGAAGGGAGUUCCAUGCACUCAUAACUCUGUAUAAUAUGAUAGUUACCGGAGUGUAACUCCAGUUCUAUAUCGUGGAGCUCCGUCCCAUAGGGGAGCUCUACGCCUAUUGGUUUACCCCGCUGCCUAUGCAGCGAACAGCCUGAGACAAAAUUAUGCACACACCUGCAGCCAAUCGGAGUACAGGUGUCCCUAUAAGAGGGGACGCUUCCCCUCAAUCAGCCUCCCUUUAUUUUCAGCGACUGGACUAGACUGAUGAAGCCAAGAAGAGACGAAGACUCAGGACGAAGAUAUUGCUGUCGAUUUCCAGUUCUCGACGUCGUCCUAAAAUGAGCACACCAGGAGAUUUUCCACCCCCAAAAGCUAUUUUCAGAGCUCAAUGUCGCUGUUCCUCUAUGGCGGCUGCUGACCCCCAUGACUUAUGUUUUGUGUGUCUAGGGUCACAGCACGCCAGGGACGGCCUCAUAGAUCCCCCACUAUGCGCCAGCUGCGCCCUCCUUUCAUUGAAAGAGAGGAAGCAGCGUUGGGCAUUUUUUAGGGAAGAUAUUCCUCUUGAGGAUGUGCUAUCAGUGUUAGCUCAGCUUCUGAGGCAUCAUCUGAGGGCGCUGACUCAGGAGAUGACAGGGAUAUUGGGGAAGAGAUGGAUAUUCCAGCGGAACAAUCCAUCCCUCUGACCCAUGAUUUUAAGACCCCAUUUCCAUUGGAAAGGGUGAGGUCUUUUUCAUCCCUGGGCGAUGAUGAUGCGGGCUCUGAGAAUUCAGCAGCCACAUCAAACGCCACAGCCUCUCUGCGCUCUGACUUUCCAGGGCUCAUCGAGAGGGCUGCCGAGCGCCUGCAGAUUAAGCUUCCCCCCAUUCCCUCCAACCCGGAAGUGGAUAUGAUGGAGGGCGGUCCUUAUUCCAGGCCCAGGAGGGCGGCAGAGCCUCUGGCACCGACCAUGCCCUCACUUGGUAAGUAUGUCGAGGGCUCAUGGGAGGUACCUUAAGCAGUGCGUUCGCCGGCUAAGGCGUACCUUCCAUUCACCAGAGUGGAAGGCAGACAGCAGGGCUUUUCAAGGGGAAUCCCCAGGCUCGAGAGCGCCCUGGCUGCGUAUCUCGUGCCGGGUUCGAGUCCCUGGCCCUCGUCCAAGAAAGCCAUUCUACCCACACAGAAGGACAGAAUCACAGCACAGCUGGUUGAGAAGUCCUUCAUGUUAGGAGCCCAGGCCUUAGCAGCGGCAAAUAAUAUUGCCCUCCUAGCAGCCUCUCUGUCCCGCCUAACAACAGGUAAGUCUGAGCUCACUGGGGAGGAAGUGGAAGAGGCGUCCAGGAUUUCUGGCGCUAUUCUCCACUUAACGCAAGCAUCAGCUGUGUGUGCAGGGAGGUCCAUGGCCACUUCGGUGUCUAUGACAGCCAUGAAAGAGACAGACAGAGCCGCGUUACUGAACGCCCCCAUCUCUGACGACGGCCUGUUUGGGGUCGCCGUCAAGGAUGCGACGGAGCGUUUUAUGAGGCUUGACGAGGAGAGGAAGCAGCUGGCCAGACACCUGCCACUGGCAGGAAGACUCGGCCCUGCGCCGAAACGACCGUCAAGCUCCACCGCCUCAAGUAGACAGGGGUCUACAGCGAGGCGUCGUGCCCGGCGCCAUGCAGCGACUUCCGGCAGCAGAGAAGCAGGCCCCGCCCCUCCUGCGGAGCCAGAGGUCCCAACUGUGCCGUUGACAAGAGAGGUCGUCAGAGCGUCUUCUUGGAAGCACCCGAGGGGUGGCCAGAAGAGACGGCGCCAAUGACGUGGCGAGAAUGGGAGACGGCGCAGUGGCUGGUCCGACUGUGCCCACUAUUCCCCCCCACCCUUCUGUUGAGGGUAUGGAGGGAACUGUUGUUGUUGAUGUUUUGAAUAAAGAGUUGGCUCCAAUUGACUUUGUCACAAGAGAGCCCCUUUUCCAUGAUACAUCCGAGAACGUUCAGACUCCUUCACUCUCUCUCUCCCUCUCUCACCACUCUGAGUGUAGCUCAGCCCACCAAGGGUGCGUAGCUGAGCACACACGAGGCGAGUGUGAUAAAGGUAACAAGGCGCCGCCUUAGUUUACCUCAUAAGGACCUCACACUAUAGACUGCUAGGAGUGCUGUAGUGAAGGUCUCUCAUAGCAGAAUGCAGUCACAACCAGGUAAUGGAAUGAUGACGCAAUCGCUAUGCAGGGAUGGCGCUCUGUCCCAGGCUAGCACCUCGGCCAGUGCAGUUCAGACCCGUGCUGCGUUCACGGAGGGCCGGAAUACUACGGUUUGGAGUGUAACCAACGUCUCGGCGCCCCCGUUUCUCUCAGAACGCGCUGAUAGUUCCUCUCCCUUUCUUGGGAGGCCCGCCUUGGGCCAUUCCACCACUUCAGUGUAGAGGAAUACAGGUCCUUCCUACUGAAAGUACCACAGCUUCGCGCUCUUCCGCUUUCUCUGCAUUGCUGGGAGUGGCGGCGAAGCUGUACUCUCUCCCACUGGCUAGACCAGGUGCUGGAGAAGGGUUAUGCCAUCCAAUUUCAUUGGACCCCCCCCCCGUUCAGGGGGGUGGUGGAGACGGUGAUGAAAACGCCAGAAAAAGUGGCCGCUCUGGUUUCAGAGAUUACGGAACUUUUGGCGAAGGAGGCGGUCACAGUAGUUCCCCGGGAGCAAAGGAACAAAGGGCUAUAUUCGCCCUAUUUCCUAGUGCCCAAAAAGACGGGGGGAAUGAGGCCGAUAUUGGAUUUACGCAUUCUCAACGAGAGCGUAGCCCCAAACGGCCCUUCCGAAUGCUAACAACAAAACGUCUACUGGAAUGUGUCCAGAAGGGAGACUUUUGUACAAGCAUAGACCUAAAGGACGCGUACUUUCAUGUGCCGGUGCAGCCGCGUCACAGAAAGUUUCUGCGAUUCGCCUUUCAAGGGGUGGCUUACGAGUUCACAAGGAUGCCAUUCGGGUACGCCCUGGCACCUCGCACGUUUUCCAAGUGGGUGGAGGCGGCACUGGAACCGUCGCGUCGUCAGGGAAUAAGGCUACUAGCCUACCUAGACGACCUACUGGUUCUCGCCCCGUCAGCAGAGUUGGCGUUCACUCACACAACACAGACAGUGAUUCAUCUCACGCAUCUGGGGUUCGCUGUGAAUUGGAAAAAGAGCGCACCCUGGCCCAGUCAUCAGAUUGUCUACCUGGGGAUACAGCUAGAUACUGUAAUGAUGAGGGCUUGAAUUUCGGACCCUCAAAGGGCAGCCCUGUUGCUAGCCCUGAGAAGGUUUCGUCCGAAUCACACGGUAAUGGCGCUGUCAGUCAUGUCACUCUUGGGUCUCAUGUCGUCAGUCCAUUUCGUGGUCCCGGCGGGACUCCUGCGCAUGCGCAGGAUGCCGCGAUGGUUCGCUCCAACUAAGACUAGACCCAGUGCGUCAACGUCGUCGGUUGGUGGUGGUUCCUCUCUCGCUCAGUGCAGAUCUGAACUAUUGGAGAGACCUGCGCGUUCUCACACACGGAGUCCCAAUAGGCAAAGUGUCCUCCAACAUUCCAGUGUUUACAGAUGCCUCUCUGACUGGAUGGGGAGGGACAUGUCAGACCCAAGCGAUAGGUGUGUGGCCUCUUUCGAGUCGCCACAUCAACCUCUUGGAGUUGGAAACGGUUUGACUGGUUCUGACCCACUUCGUGUCUACCCUUUGGGGUCGCGAUGUGUUGGUCUGGUCAGACAACCGGACCACAGUAGCCUACAUAAAUUGCCAGGGAGGAGUCAGGUCUCCUGCACUCCACCGGUUGGCGGAGGAAUUUUGGCUGUGGGCUCACGAGCACCUUCGCUCGUUGAGAGCAGCACACAUUCCGGGCUACUUGAACGUGGGAGCAGACCUCAUGUCUCGAGGGGGUCCUCGAGAAGACGAGUGGCGUCUGCACCCGGACAUUGUUCUCCAAAUUUGGGAACAGUUCGGGAGAGCCGAGGUGGACUUAUUCGCGUCACGUGUGAACGCGCAUUAUCCUCUAUGGUUCUCUCUGAGGGAACAGGACGAACCGCCACUGGGGAGGGACGCGUUUGCGCACCGACCGUGGCAGAGAGUUCUCCUGUAUGCAUUCCCACUGUUAUCCUGCAUUCUCCCACUGUUAGCCAGGGUGAGAUCAGGCGGGCUGUCAAUAAUAUUGGUGGCCCCCGAUCGCCCGGGGGCUCCAUGGUUCACAGAGAUGAGUCAGAUGUUGAUUGCGCCACCUUGGCCAAUUCCACAUCGACGGGACGCGUUGUCUCAGGCGGGAGGCUCGAUAGGGCGAUUGCCCAGAAUCGGCCAACCACUGAAGGCUUGGCUCCUGAGAGGGACAGGCUAGAGCGCCGUGGGUUAUCUGAUUCAGUAAUCAGGACCAUACAGGGUUCACGUGCUGGUUCCACUUCCAGCGUGUAUGCCAGUAAAUGGAACGUGUUUUCACAGUGGUGUGUCACAGAGAAUGUAGACCCCAUGAACUGUUGGGUUGAGAGUGUACUCUCGUUCCUGCAGUUUGUUUGAUAAGCAGCGAUCGCCCGACAACAUUAAGGUGUUUGCAGCGACGAUUUCAGCUUGUCACGAGGGGUUUGGCAGAGACACUGUCUUCAGCCACCCUCUAGUGAAACAUUUCUUAUUGGGAUUAGUGGGAUUUGGCUUUGGUACUCGAAGUGCUCUGUGAGUCGCUGUUCGAGCCAUUGUAUCAAAUACCCCUCAAGAUGCUGUCUAUGAAGACGGCACUGUUGCUCGCUUUGACUACUGCUAAGCGUAUCAGUGAUUUGUGUGCUCUUUCGACGAGACCCGACUGCCUUGCCAUUAAUGGCGAUUUGAGCAGAGUGGUGUUACGUCCUAACCUGGCAUUUAUGCAGAAGGUUAUGAAGAGUUCAUAUAGGUCACAGACCGUGGAGCUGUGGGCUUUUUCUCCCCCUCCCCAUGGGGAGAGGAGAGAGGAAAGGCUCCAUCGCCUGUGCCCAGUGCGCGCUUUGGCGUGUUACGUUGAGCGCACAGCAGCGAUUAGGUCAUUGCCUCAGCUGUUUGUGUGUCACUGUGCGGCUGCACUAGGUAGACCACUUUCGAAACAGCAUCUAUCUCAUUGGCUUUGCGAAGGCAUUGAGACAGCUUAUGAGGCAGCGGGGCGACAAUUGCCUCAGGGUAUAAGAGCCCAUUCCACUCGUGGAGUAGCGGCUUCUACUGCCCUUUUCAAAGGAACAGGGGUAGAGAAUAUCUGUGCAGCAGCGUCGUGGUCGUCACCGUCUCCAUUUAUCCGUUUCUAUCUCUUGGAUAUGUCUUCUAACUCUUUGGCUCAGUCUGUACUCAGCGUUGCUGAGGGGAGGACUUGAGCUAAGAGAGAGGAAUGCAGGACCGAUGAGACAGGUCUCUUUCAGGUCCGCUUCUGAUAGAAAGACAUAUUUUAGCAUGACUCCUGACUGACAUGUUCAGUACAGUAGAAGGCAUGUAUUGAUCUGCCCACCAGUGAAUAACUGGGUUGAGGCGGAAUGAUGAGGGAUAAUAGUAGUAACCUUGGUUACGGUACUGUUAGACCGGUCAUGACAAUUUUGACGGAAUGUGACGUCAUCUAUCUGCUUGUUCAGAUUAGUAUGAAUCAUGUUCUGGGAUCUGCCCACUAAUCUUUGGGGUUCCAUUGAUUGAGUGGGGCGGGCCUACCGUGUACACAAUGUAGAGUGACACUUUGUGUCAUUCCAUUAGUGGUCGGUAUUGUUGUAAGAGGAUAUUGAGGUACCAUCUAUCUGCUAGUACAGAUUAGUAUGGCCCGUAUUCUAGUGAUCUGCCCACCAGACAUUGGUGAUGCCAUUGGACUAGGUGGGGCAGAUUUGAACCGAUGACGCAGUAUAUUGUGACACAGUGUGUUACAGUACUGCGGGACUUGGUCGCAGCCAUUGCUAGGCCCGACCUUUUCAUUUCGAUGGGAAGUGUUGGGCUCGGCAGGGAGUACAUUUUGGAGCGUUGCGCUCCGCCUUAAACCAAUAGGAGCAGAGCUCCCCUAUGGGGCGGAGCUCCACAAUAUAGAAUAAUAGUUACCGGAGUGUAACUCCAGUUCUAUGAGUGGAGUGGAGCCCCAUAGGAUUUAAGGCCCUGCCGACCCUCUCUAGUCUCACUGAAGAUAAUAUCUCGGGAGGCUGAUUGAGGGGAAGCGUCCCCUCUUAUAGGGACACCUGUACUCCUAUUGGCUGCAGGUGUGUACAUAAUGUUGUCUCAGGCUGUUCGCUGCAUAGGCAGCAGGGUAAACCAAUAGGAGCAGAGCUCCCCUAUGGGGCUCCGCUCCACUCAUAGAACUGUAUGUUUCCUUGAAUUUGUUCUGGACCUGGGCAUCACAUUGGUUCCUUCAUGAACACCACCCCCUCGAGAAUCCCAUUGGUUCCUGCAUGAACAUGAAUAUGUGGUUAUCUGGUUAUCUGAUGUGUUGUGUGGGCAUCUCAAGGCAAGGGACAGAAGGUCAACUAGUAGGCCCCUUUGUCUCUAUCUGGAAUCUCUUGGGUGUCUUUUUUGGUGUGCACAUACAAAUCUGAGAAAUGACCAGUAAAAUCAGAACAGCAGAAACAUCAAAGUGGGUGGUCAUAAUUAACAGUACAUCCUGUGAUCCAUAAACAUCGUUUUGGCUUUGUUCUCCUGUCCCCCAGAGGCAGAGAGGAUUGUGGGAUACCACUUGGUGAGAGGAGUGAUCAGUGUGCCACAUGGAAUAAAGGAGACACUACGGCAGCAUUGGAAAGAGUAAGCAACUCAAACUAGAACCAGUGUUUGUGGGUGGGAUGGGUUGGUUGGUUGGUAAAUUAAUUGCUCCCCUCUUCUCUGUUUUAAUUUCUCCUCAGCCAGAUGUUGUUGAAGGAUGGAAGUUGUAUCACAGUGAUGGAAGGAGCUAAACACAACCUGCCAGCUGCUGAUGCCCAGGGGGAAGCCGAAUGUAUUAAGAAGCUGGCCAGCACACUGACUUAGAAAGACCUGUUGCUUGUACUCAUUUCAAGUAAAUUGAUACCCAACUACUACUACUACAUAAUGUAAUUGUCUAACAAACUAUAUAGUUAUUACUUAAUCUGAAUCACCGAAGCUACAGGGUGUCCAUAAAUAUCAGUGCAGUCAAAAACUAGAUUUUCCUGUGUUUCCUGUGCUACGAGGUUGGAAUAAUACUGUGAAAUUGUGAAAAUGAUCAUAAUGCCCUUUUAGUGUAAGAGCUGUUUGAAAAGACUGCCUUAAAUGUCUGCCUGUUUUGACCUUCUAUGGUGACAUCACCAUGCGCUAAAUUAGUUAAUAGACCAACUCAAACCACUCCGUCAGUCCUAGCUAAAUUCUUGCUUGAAGAAUUGGUCUUUGCUAAAAGGUUUUUUAUUUUUAUUUAAAACAAUCACAGUAAGGUCCUUAACUGUUAUCCAGAAAUGAUUUGAUAGAGAUAAAAUCAGCUGCAUUGGACAUUUAACAUAUACAUAUUGUGUUUGUAGGAGGGUCUGCAGUCUUGCCUGCACCAGUCCCACCAAUCUCUCUUCAAGAAAAACAGGAUGUUACACGCAGACUGGCUGGUGCUGGCGCCACCAUUCAGGAGCUUAACUACGCCGUGCCCUGUCGCUAUUUAAGGGAGGUGGACUUGCACACUGCGCUCACCCUGCUCAGAUAAGACCGCAACUACUAGCUCAUUAUAGAGCUUUCACCCAAAGACCUAAACUUCUUGCACAUUCACUUUAUAUUGUGGUCAUAUUUGGUCAAAUACAAUUUUCCUGUUAACAUUUUCUAACAGGUGGUGGCCCUGGUUCAGUCUGAUGUAAUCGGAGAUCCCUUGGACUUGAUAGCCAGUGGCCCCACAGUGUAGACUGAGGCGUGGCCUGAGGAGAUUUGGCCGGUGGCUGGACCGCUGUGGGCUGUCCGCAGCCUCUCUCCCCGCCUCAGUCAAGGAGGUCCUUGGACGCUCAGCUCCCCGGUGGGAGGAGGCUGGAGAGCAGUCAGACAGGGUGACACGUUCUCAAUGCUGUAAUUGGCUCCAAUAGCAUUGCUCUGGAAUGCGCAGGGCGACAUGCACGGGAGCUCGGAUUCCGUCCAGUUGUGCUGUCGCCAGGGGUGUGUGAGGACGUACAGUCUGUCUCUCGCCUUUUAUGGUCUACUGGCUCACUUUGCCUGCUCCUGUGACGAACCUCCUCCUGAGUUGCCUGCUGAGAUUCUGAAGCUGGGGCCCAAGACGGGACUUGUGCCGUGCCAUGCAGGUGCUUAGCGAGGGGCGUGGGGAGGGCUGAGGAGCCACCAGUCUGCUGGCUGGGGGAGAGCCCACUGUGCAGUUGGCAGGCAAGGGGCGUGGUGGGCAGAACCAGGAGCUGGCCCUGCGAGUGUGGCUGGAGCUGGGAGGCAUGGCACUCCCUCCGAAGGGUCCCCUGUUCCUGAGUGGUGGGACAGAUGGUCAGGACGGGCCAACUGAGGCAGCAGGGGCGGUCACAGACGCAGGGCUUGGAGAAGAAGCACGUGCACAGGGGCUGGACACUGAAGGCUUCCUCAUUAACAAUGAUUCCUUCACCUUCUUUUCACACCUGUCUGGUGGGCAGAGACUGCUCCUACCAGGGUUAACGGGGAACAAUGUGAUGGAUGUGCACAUCCUGCUCAUCCCACCAAUCCCCAUAGUCGUGUCUGGUCAUUGA